This is a messenger RNA of Penicillium oxalicum, 798 nucleotides long. RefSeq names its product MBL fold metallo-hydrolase. The transcript has a single exon. Bases 1 to 798 code for a protein of 265 amino acids. NCBI's taxonomy places the organism in Eukaryota, Fungi, Ascomycota, Eurotiomycetes, Eurotiales, Aspergillaceae. The record is from RefSeq and is a predicted model, not a curated record.
AUGGCACCUACUUUGAACGUUACUCAUAUCGGCACUGCCACCGCCAUCUUGGAGAUCAACGGCGUCAAUUUCCUGACCGAUCCCUUCUUCUCACCGGCGGGAUCUUCGUGGUCCAACGAAGUAGCAACCCUAACCGUGUCCGACGAUCCUGCUCUAAAACUCGAUCAACUGCCGGUCAUUGAUGCAGUGCUGCUGAGUCACGAGGAUCACUACGAUAACCUGGACGAUCUCGGCCGUCAACUUUUGGACGGACGCCACGUCUUCACAACCAUGGAUGGAGCGCAGAAACUGGCUCCACGACCGGCAGUUCGAGGCAUGAAGCCCUGGGAAAAGAUCGAGGUGAUCAUUGCUGGAAAGAGAUUCACUAUCGUUGCGACUCCGACUCGGCACAUCCCCGGGAACGAAUGUACCGGGUUCAUUAUUACGGGGGAAGACUUUGGAACUGGUCGCGACGGUCUACCCAAUGCGAUUUACUUUACCGGCGACACUGUUUACUUUGAGGAGCUCAACAAGAUUGGGAAUCAGUACCAUGUGCAGGCGGCCGUGAUGAAUUUGGGUAAUGCGCAUGCGCCCAACUUUGCUGAUCUGAGUGCACCCCCGAUGCAAAUCACGAUGGAUGGCAAGUCGGCGGCUAAAUUGUGCCGUGAGAUUCGAGCCGAUGUUUUGAUUCCCAUGCACUACGAGUCGUGGACUCAUUUCACUCAGUUUGGAGCUGAGUUGCGAGAGGUCUUUGCCGACGAAGGGAUCAGUGACAAGAUCCGUUGGCUCAAGGGUGGAGUGAAGAUUCCUAUCUUCUGA